Molecule: messenger RNA, 3220 nt
Organism: Castor canadensis (American beaver)
Lineage: Eukaryota; Metazoa; Chordata; Mammalia; Rodentia; Castoridae
Gene: Mospd2
Product: motile sperm domain containing 2
Cellular component (GO): endomembrane system; endoplasmic reticulum-endosome membrane contact site
Source: RefSeq, a predicted model, not a curated record
UUCCUUCUGCCUUCGAGUGUCACGCGACCGCCUUCCCCUCCCUCCCUUCUCUGUCUACCUCUGGGCGGGGCUGGUGGGUGAUGAGACACUCGGGUGUCGGUGGUGGAAGGGGCGACGGCUAGGACAACUGCAAUCACAUCCACGACUGCGAUCAUGGCUGAGAAUCACGCUCAGAAUAAAGCCAAGCUCAUAUCCGAGACUCGACGGAGAUUCGAAGCUGAGUAUGUGACAGAUAAGUCAGAAAAAUAUGAUCCACGUGAUGUUGAAAGGCUACAGCAAGAUGAUAACUGGGUGGAAAGUUACUUAUGUUGGAGACAUAAUGCUGUAGAUGAAACACUGAAGAUGCUUGAUGAAAGUUUUCAGUGGAGGAAAGAAUUUUCUGUCAAUGACCUUAGUGAAUCCUCCAUUCCCAGAUGGUUAUUAGAAAUUGGUGGUAUUUAUCUCCAUGGUUAUGACAAAGAAGCCAACAAAUUGUUCUGGAUCAGGGUGAAGUACCAUAUAAAAGACCAGAAAACCAUAUUGGACAGAAAGAAGCUCAUAGCAUUCUGGUUGGAACGUUAUGCUAAAAGAGAAAAUGGGAAACCUCUAACGGUGAUGUUUGAUCUGUCAGAAACAGGACUAAAUAGCAUAGACAUGGACUUUGUACGCUUUAUCAUCAACUGCUUUAAGGUUUAUUACCCUAAAUAUCUCUCAAAAAUAGUGAUCUAUGAUAUGCCUUGGAUAAUGAAUGCUGCUUUCAAAAUUGUGAAAAGCUGGCUUGGCCCAGAAGCAGUGAGUUUGUUGAAGUUUACAACUAAAAACGAAGUCCAGGAGUAUGUCAGUGUAGAAUACCUGCCUCCCCACAUGGGUGGAACUGAUCCAUUCAAGUAUAGCUAUCCACCACUAGUGGAUGAUGACUUCCAGACACCCUUGUGUGAGAACGGGCCUAUUACCAGUGAGGAUGAAACUUCCAGUAAAGAAGAUAUAGAAAGUGAUGGUAAAGAAACCUUGGAAACAAUUUCUAAUGAAGAGCAAACAGCUCUUCUUAAAAAGACUAAUCCAAGUGAACCUACUUCCAAAGCAGAUGAAAAUGAAAAACCUGAUUCCAAGAUCAAAGCUUUCAAAAAACCACUGAGCGUAUUUAAGGGUCCCUUACUACACAUCAGCCCAGCGGAAGAAUUGUAUUUUGGAAGUUCAGAAUCUGGAGAAAAGAAAACUUUAAUAGUGUUGACAAAUGUAACUAAAAAUAUAGUGGCAUUUAAGGUGAGAACAACUGCUCCCGAAAAAUACAGAGUCAAGCCAAGCAACAGUAACUGUGACCCUGGUGCAUCUGUUGAUAUAGUUGUAUCUCCACAUGGGGGCUUAACAGUCUCUGCCCAAGACCGCUUUCUGAUAAUGGCUGCAGAAAUGGAGCAGUCAUCUGGCACAGGGCCAGCAGAAUUGACUCAGUUCUGGAAAGAAGUUCCCAGAAACAAAGUGGUGGAGCAUAGGUUAAGAUGCCAUACUAUUGAGAGCAAUAAACCAAACACUCUUACGUUAAAAGACAAUGCUUUUAACAUGUCAGAUAAAACCAGUGAAGACCUAUACCUGCAACUCAAUCGUUUACUAGAAAGCAAUAGGAAGCUUGAAGACCAAGUUCAGCGUUCUAUUUGGUUCCAGCAGCUGCUAAUUGCCUUAACAAUGCUCUUGCUUGCUUUUGUUGUCUCUCUCUUUUAUUCGUUGUACAGUUAAAGAAGUGGUGCCUGGUCAAAAACAAGGCUUCUUCAUCUGUUAUUUGGAAAAGUGACAGAUGCAAAACUUCUCAACCAAGCUACUAAAAAUACUGCACAUCUGUGCUUCCUAAAACAAAAUAGGCAGCACAUAGAAUGGUGCCAUACAUACCUGUCUUCAAAAUAAAUUGAAUAAAGAAAUGCUGGACAGAUUAUUAGAGAGUAUAGCUAGUUAGGAAAAUAAGUAAAGGUAUAUGCAUUGUAUAAAUUAAUAGUUUAAAUAUAAUUUAUUCUUUCUUUUUGAUUUAAGUACAUUUAAAGCUUAAGUUUUAUCAUGUAAAUACUUAGCUGAAACUGAAAAGUAUAAGUAACAUGCUUUGUUCUGCCAAAAAAUGUAAUCUGCUUUUUUAUGAUAGAAUUAUUAUAGCUGAGCCAACUUACUAGCUUUUCUAUACUAUGUAUAUAAAAGAACAUGUAUAUUAAAAAAGAAAACAUACUUAAACAGAGUUAUGUAAUCAUGACUUUGUAAUUUGGAGAAUUACUUCCAGAUGAUAGUCAAUAUUCUUUUGGAAUGUAAACCUAUUUAACACCAAACCACCUUAGCCUUUGUUUCUCAGUGUUCCUGAACAGCCUGCCUGCCUUUUAUUAAUCCUGGACUUUUUAAUGAAUACUCUCAUUUUGGUAGAACGUGGAAAACAAAGUACAGUUGGAUUUUCUUGGAAGUCUGUUAGUUGUGCCCAGAAAGAAAGUCUCUCCAAUGGUCCACCUUUGCCAUCAACUCUAUGCAGUAUCAUGUUGUCCAUUAUGACUGGACACUGAACUUUUUGCCUAAUUUUUUAAAAUGCCUGGUUCUCCAUUGUUCCUUACCCUCAUUCCAUAUCAGGGGAGUCUCUAUGUGGACCACAAAUUAUACCACUUUCACCCUCAUUUCCAAAUAAAAGCCAUUAGAUAACAUUUUUGUGAGUCAGUUUUUUUGAGAAAAGUCAGUAUAAUGAAUUUAUGGUUCAAAAAAUCAACCAUGAGAAGGAAAUGUACAAAAGAUUAGAAUAUCUAUAAGGGUGAAAAGGAAAAAACCAAAUCCUAGAAGCUCAAGUGCUAGGUCUAUGCUUAGAGAAUGGAAAAUAGAACUCGUAAUGGACUGUAAAACUGUCAGAUCAGGGCCAAUUGGCUUACAUGAUAUUCUGCCUUUGGUACGAUAAUACCCACCCGCUAUGGUUCCUAAAUUCCUAAAAAGAUGUACCUUGCAGAAGCAGAGGCUAAUGGAGGUAGUUUGUUUCUACAUUGAUAAGACCAAUUUCAGUACCUUUUGGUUUAAGUGUAUAUCUACUUUUUAUGAAAAUAAAAAUAGUUGCCUGUAAAAUAAAUUUUGAGUUCCAAUUGAGCCAUGUUUGGAGAUGUAUUAUUAUUCUGAGGUAAGUGUUGUUGGUCGUUGGCUUUCACCUUGAAGAAUUUGAUUGCAAAACUGAGGUAUGAAGAAUGGUAUAAUAGAGUUCCUUCAAGAUUGGCCUAGGAAAUAAAACCUUAAAAGGACA